AUCUGCCCUCCUUUUGGAGCACAAUAUAGCUGAAAGAACAUCUCUUAGUAUAAAAAAGAUCUUCUAGUAAAGGGGUCAUUCUCAAGAGGAAAUAUUCUACGUUGAAGAUUACUUUCAGAAGGAGGGACAAUGUACGUUCUUCUAGGGGAGGUAUUUCGGUCUAUGGGACUAUCCCUGACCAAGAAGAUGUGCGCCAUGACCAUUUUGGCCGUCCCUUUACUAUUGCUCCCGCCGCUAUGGUACCCAGAUAGAUCCGCUCCAUCCAAAGUCCGCUUCCAAGUAUGCACCAACUGCCGCAACAACAGAAGCAGAGACAGCUCUCGCAUAAAGAUCGCAGGCUCAAAAGGCUCCUCAUAGGAACCCUCCUGCGCAGCCUUCUCUUUUCCUCCUGAGCCUCCCCGGCCUGGUGAUGAUGGCCAAGAAUUAAUGGGGAAGAGAGGUAAUUUCUAUCCACG
Thermothielavioides terrestris NRRL 8126 is the source of this 455-nucleotide messenger RNA. RefSeq lists its product as uncharacterized. The transcript has a single exon. Bases 130 to 357 code for a protein of 75 amino acids. The record is from RefSeq and is a predicted model, not a curated record. Lineage: Eukaryota; Fungi; Ascomycota; Sordariomycetes; Sordariales; Chaetomiaceae.